CUCACGUUGAUCCCGCCCCUGGGGACCCGUCGUAGCAUCUGCUUCCGGUUCUCCGGCUGAUUUGGCGGUGAGGAAAACCUGCGCUGGCUGAGGCCUGUUGGCAGGGCCUUGCCGGAGAUGGACAGCCGGAUUCCUUAUGACGACUACCCAGUGGUUUUCCUGCCUGCCUAUGAGAAUCCCCCAGCAUGGAUUCCUCCUCAUGAGAGAGUAUACCACCCAGACUACAACAAUGAGUUGACCCAGUUUCUGCCCCGAAUCGUCACACUGAAGAAGCCCCCUGGAGCUCAGUUGGGAUUUAACAUCCGAGGAGGAAAGGCCUCCCAGCUAGGCAUCUUCAUCUCCAAGGUGAUCCCAGACUCUGAUGCACAUCGAGCAGGACUUCAGGAAGGGGACCAAGUCCUAGCUGUAAAUGAUGUAGAUUUCCAAGAUAUUGAGCAUAGCAAGGCUGUUGAGAUCCUGAAGACAGCUCGUGAAAUCAGUAUACGUGUCCGCUUCUCUCCCUACAAUUAUCAUCGCCAAAAAGAGAGGACUGUGCACUAGAGAGCUGCAACCCACAGCCCUUCACAUGAAAGCUUCUAGGACAAGCUGGGCAGGCCUCAGGGAAACCACAUAGUCUCAGACAUUUCCGAGACUCCUGUAGGACCCUGUUUUCCCUCCUCUCCCUCCUAUUCUCUCCUCCAAAAAGUAAAAUGCCAUGCUGAAGAAA
This is a messenger RNA of Myotis davidii, 706 nucleotides long. It is a transcript of the gene PDZD11, whose product is annotated as PDZ domain containing 11. Gene Ontology annotation, biological process: protein localization to basolateral plasma membrane; neurotransmitter secretion; maintenance of epithelial cell apical/basal polarity. Bases 118 to 540 code for a protein of 140 amino acids. Gene Ontology annotation, molecular function: protein binding. The record is from RefSeq and is a predicted model, not a curated record. The transcript has 7 exons. Gene Ontology annotation, cellular component: cell-cell junction; basolateral plasma membrane; synapse. Lineage: Eukaryota; Metazoa; Chordata; Mammalia; Chiroptera; Vespertilionidae.